UUAAUGUGCGCUUCCUUGUUUUUCUUUUUCUCAACAGGUAUGACUAUAAAGAAAUGCUGCAUAACUCUACUUUCUGUCUCGUGCCUCGAGGACGCCGCCUGGGCUCUUUCCGUUUCCUGGAGGCUCUGCAGGCCGCUUGUGUUCCCGUCAUGCUCAGUAAUGGCUGGGAGCUUCCCUUCUCAGAGAUCAUCGACUGGCACACAGCCGCUGUCAUUGGGGACGAGAGACUUCUUCUACAGAUUCCAUCGACGGUUCGCUCCAUCCAUCAAGAUCGCAUUCUGUCUCUCCGCCAGCAGACGCAGUUCUUGUGGGAAGCGUAUUUCUCUUCCGUGGAGAAAAUUGUGCUCACUACGCUGGAGAUCAUCCAGGACCGUGUUUUGCAGCAUAACGCCCGCAGCACUCUGAUGUGGAACCGCUUGCCCGGAGGACUUUUCACUUUGCCCCAGUACUCAUCCUACCUGGGAGAUUUUCCCUUCUUCUACGCUGAACUCGGCAUUAAACCACAGCAGAAGUUCACAGCCGUCAUUCACGCUGUCACACCUCUCGUAUCUCAGUCGCAACCGAUUUUCAAGUUGCUAGUAGCUGUGGCCAAAUCUCAGUACUGUGCCCAGAUCAUUGUCCUGUGGAACUGCGACAAGCCUCUCCCUGCGAAGCACCGCUGGCCCGCCACCUCUGUCCCAGUCAUCGUAAUCGAGGGCGAGAGCAAGGUGAUGAGCAGCCGAUUCCUCCCCUAUGACAACAUCAAAACUGAUGCGGUCUUGAGUCUGGAUGAAGACACCGUGCUCUCGACCACGGAGGUGGAUUUUGCCUUUACGGUUUGGCAAAGUUUCCCAGAGAGGAUCGUGGGAUAUCCCGCACGGAGCCAUUUUUGGGACUCUAACAAGGAGCGGUGGGGCUACACCUCCAAAUGGACCAAUGACUACUCCAUGGUGCUGACUGGAGCUGCUUUCUACCACAGGUAUUAUAACUACUUGUACACACAAUACCUGCCUGGCAGCUUAAAGAGUAUGGUUGACCAGCUCUCAAACUGUGAAGACAUCCUCAUGAACUUCCUGGUGUCUGCUGUCACUAAGAUGCCUCCGAUCAAGGUCACUCAAAAGAAGCAGUACAAGGAGACGAUGAUGGGACAGACGUCCCGGGCAUCACGCUGGGCAGAUCCUGACCACUUUGCCCAGCGGCAGACGUGCAUGAACAAAUUUGCCAGCUGGUUUGGCACCAUGCCCCUGGUCCAUUCACAGAUGAGACUGGAUCCCGUUCUGUUCAAAGACCAGGUAUCGAUACUGCGCAAAAAGUACAGAGACAUCGAGAGACUCUGACGAAGCUGACAAACACCUUCCCUCUGUACGGGGACGGGAAACGGCAUACGAAAACCCCCCAGAACCCUGAAAAACCAGAUCGACAGGGAUAAAAACGGGGGCACAGAAACCCUCAGGGAGGGAGCGCAUCGAGAUUGGGGGGGAAGUGUUGUGCUGCAAGAAGAUCCGUCUGCUGGAGAUCGUCACUAACUAUAAAUACACGAAAGCAAGAGGUUCGAUGCGAGACCACGUCGAUGUUAUUUGGCCGAGUUUAGCACAACACAAAGACACGCCAACGUUGGCAGCUUUCUGUCUUCCACACCCCCUCUUGCAAUGCUUUGCCAAUGACAACGGUGACCGUGGCAGAUUCGCCAAUGCCGAGCAGCCGCGCACACAUCCACAUGCAGUCAGAAAAUAUACUAGCGCACGCCGGUUUAACUUCUGUAUCAGACCUCUCCGUGUUAGAUGUGUGAUAGGCCUGGCUGGAAGGGUAUUUAUUCUGUCCUCCUUCGGUAAGCGUUACGCCCCUCUUGAAGACGCAGGACAACGCCCUGCGGAGAAGUCGAGUGUGUGCGAAACAGUGCCUGAGCUUUCAGAUGGACCGUAUCUGGGAGUCCAAAGGGGUUUUGUGUGAAUGCAAAAACACCUUGUUCAUGCUGCUUAUAUUUGGAUUCAAAUGUUAGGUGUUCCACAAAUUGGCCCACUUGGUUUUGAUUUUUGUUUUCUUUCUAUACGAGCCUUUUGGUGUAUUUUGUCAAACUGACAUAAUAUUAGUAUUUUCGGAGGAGUUAGACCCAAUGCCACAACAUCUUAUUUUUGUCUGGUUCUCUUACAAGUCUUAUUGGUGUAAUGCCAUAUCAGAAGCCACGUUCACACUGCAGCUAAUUCAGAUCGUACUCCACUUCUGACUUAUCUGGUCUUAAUUUGCGUUUUGUGUUUUUUUGGUUUUUUUUGGAAGUGAUACGUUUUUACAUCCAAAAUGUUUAUAUAACGACUUUAUAUAACGACGAUAUAACUUUUACAAUUCAAAUUAAGAGUCGUUAAUGCAGCGAUCCCGCUUGUUCAAUGACAAACGUGGAGGGGGCGAAUCUGUUUACGGCGAUUUCAAAAUGUAAAAAAAAGUUCACACCCAUUCUAAUCUCCACUAACUAAGGUUUCUUUCUUUAAAUCACCAAACAUUUUAAUAUCUGUUGCAAUCCGUUUCUCUUUUGUUGUCAGUUUGGACAAGUCAGCCAGAGUUUAUAUGGCUAUUAUGUAGGUUUUCCACAGAUUGGCUCGAAGUUUUAGAUUUUUCUUUCUUUCUAUACAAGCCUUUUAGUGUAUUUUGUCGAACUGGCAUCAUUUUAGUAUUUUUUUUAUUUUUAUGAUUUAGACAAAGUGGCGCGAACCUUUCUGUUUGGUUUUGUUUGCGAGUCUUAUGAGUGUAAUGCCACAUCAGAGACCACGUUCACACUUCAGCUAAUUCAGAUGUCACUCCACUUCUGAUUCACCUCGGUGUGACUUCGUUUAUUCGGAAGCGACGAAUACGUUUUACAUCUAAUAACAACAGCUCACGCAGACAUCAGUCGUCUGACAAAAAACAUGGAUGCUAGCACAUCUUUGUUCACUGAGAUUUCUUUCUUUAUAUGGAUGUUCCAAUCCAUUUAUUUAAACCUAUUUAUAUUUUUUUCUAAAGGCUGAAUAAACGGUUCGAAUCUAGAAAUCUAGAUCGAAUAAUCCCUAUGUUGUUUCAGUGUGUGUGCGCGCGUGGAUGGUAUGCAUUUCAAGAAUCAUUGACUCAACGGCUCAAGUCAAAGCACAGCAUACGCAGUCGUAAAGAGAUAUUUAACACUAGUUUCGCAUUUACUCUCGCAAAUCAAUGAAACGUCUGAAAAUGCUUACGAUUACAAGAGGAUGUCAUUCAUAGAGCUUCACGGCGAGUUUUGAGAAUGUCUUCCAUUGAUUUUUCUGUUAAGAAAGAGCUAUCGACUCAUUACCACUCCUGUUUUUGUCGGAUCGGGAUGGAUAGAGCUGGCUGUCCCAGUGGAGACUGAAUCAAAAGUGCUUUUGUCCAAAACCCACUUGGUCUUUAGUCAGAGCAGAUGCCAUAUUUAACGUUGCCAUAAUAAAAACACUGCUGUGAAGGACAGUUUCGGCGCGUUUCACUGUUCUGUUGUCAAGACUAAAUAAAUAUUUGCCGGAAAGAAAUGUAAUAUAGCACCUUAAACGAUCUACCAACUGUAAAUUAAAUAUGGCAUCUACACCGAUUUAAGGUUUAAAUAAAAAAAAAUAAUAAUAAUACACCAUAUAUACAGUGCAAAAGCAUUUUCCCUAUUAAAGACGGUAGGAUUGAAUAUUAUACAGCGAUGGUUUGGAACAUGUGACGAUAGAAAUUUGUGAACUGUUUAGUGAUUUUGCUUCACCGUUAAUAUAAUAGCUAUUUGCAUGGCUAUCAUCUGAUAGGACUGCUUUGUUUUAUCGACGCAUAAAAAGGUAAUGUGACGAUAACGAAAUGUACCCCAAAUCAUUUAAGACGAGGAAAAAACUAUUUAGGAGUGUUGUGAGACUUGUAUGGCAUUAAUGUAGAAUUGAACCGACGUGCAUGAAUUGGGCAGAAACCGUCUCUCCGAAUAAGAUAUCGCUAGCGUGAGGUUCUAGUCACGUAUAUCAAGAUUUAAUCAGGCUUUUCUCUCUCUUUUUGUCUCAGAUGAAUGUGCCUUUUCUCAAGACACUUCUGCAUUAUGUUUCGCUAGCCUUCAGCGCCACAAUCUCCUCUAUAGAGUUGAUCGUACAUAUCUGUUCCCGUUCACUUGGUUUAUUUUUCUUUGUCAAACACUGGAGUUUUCCUGACGGUUCAGUACUGACAUUCCUGCCUGUUUUAUAGGAAACAUCUCAGUCGCUCUUUCACUCUGCCUCAUGUUCGUACUUGUAUUUAGCACCCAUGAGGAUUCGUAGUUUUCAUUAUUUCAUCCUUGGACCCUGUAAAGACAAUAAAAUGGAGUUGGAGUUUUUUUAAGAUAUAAAAGUGAUUUUAUAAAAAAGAAAGAAAAUAAAUAAAUGAUAUUUGA
Molecule: messenger RNA, 4342 nt
Organism: Puntigrus tetrazona (Sumatra barb)
Lineage: Eukaryota; Metazoa; Chordata; Actinopteri; Cypriniformes; Cyprinidae
Product: exostosin-1a-like
Exons: 10
Coding region: 54-1316 (420 amino acids)
Cellular component (GO): membrane
Molecular function (GO): glycosyltransferase activity
Source: RefSeq, a predicted model, not a curated record